Molecule: messenger RNA, 1618 nt
Organism: Salvia splendens (bonfire salvia)
Lineage: Eukaryota; Viridiplantae; Streptophyta; Magnoliopsida; Lamiales; Lamiaceae
Product: AP2-like ethylene-responsive transcription factor BBM2
Exons: 9
Coding region: 1-1521 (506 amino acids)
Biological process (GO): regulation of DNA-templated transcription
Molecular function (GO): DNA binding; DNA-binding transcription factor activity
Source: RefSeq, a predicted model, not a curated record
AUGGCUGUCAUGAACAACUGGCUGGGAUUCUCUCUCUCAUCAAAUCAACAUCACCACCCUCAAAACCCAGAACUAGGGUUUCACUCAGAUCAUCCUCAUGAAUGCUUUGAUCCCAUUUUUGAAACCUUCAACACAAACCCUCCACCCCAAGAUUGGAAUGUGAAGGACGACAGCAAUAUCGACUCCUUCUCAUGCAACCAAAAUCAAGAAACCCCAAAACUAGAGAAUUUUCUUGAAGUUGGAGUCCAAUCUUUUGCUGCUGCUGAUGAUGAUAAUCAUCACAACAUGAUUAAUGGAAGUAGUCACAACAUGGGCCUCUCCAUGAUCAAGAACUGGCUGAGAAGCCACGCUGCGCCGCCGCCUGUGGACAAGCCAGUUGACGAAGCUCCGCCUCCUCCGCCGGAGGCGCUGUCCCUCUCCAUGAGCACAAGCUCCCAUUCAUCAGACAGCAAACUCGGCGGCGGAGGAGGCUGUGCAGUUGAAUCUGUGCCAAGGAAAAAUAUAGAAACGUUUGGACAAAGAACUUCAAUUUAUCGUGGUGUAACAAGGCAUAGAUGGACUGGGAGGUAUGAAGCACAUUUGUGGGAUAAUAGUUGCAGAAGAGAAGGCCAAACUCGGAAAGGAAGGCAAGUUUAUUUGGGAGGUUAUGACAAGGAAGAGAAGGCUGCUCGGGCUUAUGAUUUAGCUGCCUUGAAAUAUUGGGGAACCACCACCACCACAAAUUUACCUAUUAGCAAUUAUGAGACAGAAAUUGAGGAAAUGAAGCACAUGACAAGGCAGGAAUAUGUUGCAUCACUUAGAAGAAAAAGCACUGGAUUUUCUCGAGGUGCAUCGAUUUACCGAGGUGUUACAAGACAUCACCAGCAUGGAAGAUGGCAAGCAAGGAUAGGAAGAGUGGCAGGGAACAAAGAUCUUUAUUUAGGAACUUUCAGCACACAAGAGGAGGCAGCCGAAGCAUAUGACGUGGCAGCCAUCAAAUUCCGCGGCCUGAACGCAGUCACGAACUUCGAGACGAGUCGCUACGACGUUCGGGGCAUCAUGGAGAGCGUCAGCCUCCCCAUCGGCGCAAAGCGCCUCAAGGAAGGCGGGAAAGGUGAUAUGCGCUUAUUGCAAAUGCAACGUGCCGACAAAGGCACCCUAAAUAAUACCUACAGCUGGCCCAUUAUCGGGUUUGAGCAGGCCCGGCCCACUAACAUACACCCAUACCAAAGAAUGUGGUGCAAACAAGAUGAAGAUGCUAAUGUGGGAUUUAAUGAUAUUUAUCAUCAUCUUCAGUUAGGGGGAAAUCAAGGUUUCUUGCAAACCUCAAUGUUGCAGCUAAGCAAUCUUUCUGGCCUCGACUCCGUGCCUGGGCCGGUGUCGUAUGAGAACAAUGCAGCUUGUGUUGGGAGUGGUUUUGGAUAUGAGGGCGCGUUUGGAUCGUCGGGGGAUGCUUAUAGGAAUUUGUACCAUCAGUCUCAGCAAUUGCCGUCUAGUGGUAGCGCCAUCACAAAUGACUGCACAAUGUGGAACGGGACUUGAGGGCCGUUCGAGAGAAGUAUGUGCCAUCGAACAAACUAUGUAACGUAUUUGUUUAAUUUGUAUUUUGGUAAGAAUUGAUUAGGAUGUGGCUGUAGUU